Phyllostomus hastatus (greater spear-nosed bat) is the source of this 1102-nucleotide messenger RNA. RefSeq names its product spermatogenesis associated 32 (gene SPATA32). The transcript has 2 exons. Gene Ontology annotation, biological process: spermatogenesis. Lineage: Eukaryota; Metazoa; Chordata; Mammalia; Chiroptera; Phyllostomidae. Bases 72 to 1070 code for a protein of 332 amino acids. The record is from RefSeq and is a predicted model, not a curated record. Gene Ontology annotation, molecular function: actin binding. Gene Ontology annotation, cellular component: perinuclear region of cytoplasm.
GGCCUCCUCAGCUUUCAGCUGAAACUUUUCAGCAGGAGGACAAAUUACUAGAGCUGGAGCCCCCACAUAAGAUGGACCUGGACACAGAGCUGGAGGAGGAGGAGGAGGAAGAGGAGGAGGCAGAGGCUGUGCCACCGCUGGAGUGGUGCCUGGCACCCAUGCUCAAGCCUGAGGCCAAGCUGAGCUCCAACUUGGAGGCCGGCAACGAAGACCUGGAGGAAGAGAGGUACAGAGUAGAGCCCAUCCACCCCUACAUGGAGGAGCCGCUGGAGGACGACACCCACCAGCUGGGCUACCCAACUCCUGUGGAGGAGGAACCAGCCACCCCCUCCCAUAACUCCAUCCACGUGCAGACCUCCAAGCACCUCUUCUGGGCAGACAAGGUCACUCAGGCCUCAGAACAGAACCUGCAGCGGGAGACCAGCAGGCAGCUGAGUGAGAAGAGCAUCAGCCCCCUGAACCAGGAGUCGGUCUCCAAGGACGCCCUGUGCUCCGAGAAGCCGCUCCAGAACCCCAGCACCCAGCCAGAGCUUCCAGACACCGGCUCCAGCCUGCCGUCGAGCACCCACUCCUCCUCCAGUCUCCCACCGGUCAUCAGCCUGCAGGAUGUGGUCAACUUGGCCACUUCCCUGGCCAUAGCGUCCUCCAGCAAGGUGGACCUGUCCAGUUUGGAAUACGUGAUGAAAGGUCCCCAGCAGAAGUCCAUGGAGCCCUGUCCAGCGCCGCCGCCCUCGGUGGAGAGUGCCACCCCUUGUGCCAAGGAGGAGCCAGAGCAGGAAAAGCCCCCUGAGUUGCUAAGGGAGCCACCAGAGAAACUGCUGGAAGCCGGGGAGCCAAAGAAAGUGUGCAAGCAGAAAGACAAGAACGAAUUGCCCCUUCACCUUGACUUGAGCAAGCUGGGGUCCCAGAAGGCCAUCAUUGAAGGGAAAGUGACGUUCCUCCAGACCCCAGUCACGUCCUCUCCACCGACGAGAGACAGGAAAGACCCGGGGCCAGGAACCAAGAAAGGGAGUCCAUUAUUGCUGAAAAUCCAUUUUAAGCUGUCGUCCCCCUCUUCCCCAGAGAAAUAACUAGACGAGACCAAUAAAGCCUCCAGUGCUGG